This is a messenger RNA of Rhizophagus irregularis DAOM 181602=DAOM 197198, 994 nucleotides long. NCBI's taxonomy places the organism in Eukaryota, Fungi, Glomeromycota, Glomeromycetes, Glomerales, Glomeraceae. The record is from RefSeq and is a predicted model, not a curated record.
AUGAUAAUUACAAAAUAUUAUAAAUCAGGAAAUCUUUCAAAUUAUAUAACUAAUGAUUUUUUUAAUAUUAGUUGGCAUGAUAAAUUAAUUAAAUUACUUCAAAUUAUAAGUGGCUUAAAAAAUAUACAUUAUGCGAAUAUUAUUCAUAAAGAUUAUCAUAGUGGAAAUAUUUUUAUAGAUUAUCUUGCUAUAAUAAGUGAUUUAGGAAUAAACCAAUCUGCGAUUGAUAAUAGUGAGAUUUAUGGUGUCAUUCCUUAUGUUGCUCCAGAGGUUUUUCAAGGUCAAAAAUAUAUUAAAGCAUCUGAUAUAUAUAGUCUCGGUAUGAUUAUGUGGGAAUUAAUGAAUGGUAGAAAACCUUUUUGGGAUCAAAAUCAUGAUAUAAAUCUUAUUAUUGAAAUAUGUAAUGGUUUUCGUCCUCCAAUUGUCACAAAUGCACCUGAAGGUUAUAUUGAAUUAAUGCAAAAUUGUUGGCAUUCUGAUCCAAAUAAAAGACCAACAGCUAGUGAUAUAUUUAAAAUUGUUGAAAAUAUUAUAUUCAAUGAAUCUAAAAUAAGUUGUUUUAAUCCAACUAAAAUUAUUUAUUCACCAAAUAUUGGACCUGUAACAACAUAUAAUCCAGGUGCUAUCUAUAAAAGUAGAUUACUAAGUGAAUUGAUAGGAUUAGUAAAAUCUACAUUAAGUAAUCAAAGAAUGAUUUUAGAAUUUAGACAUUACCCUUCUAUUAAUGAUAAAAGAAUAUAUAGUAACUGUGAUUUGAUUGAAAAUAAUCAUGAAAAUGAUAAAAGUAUUAAAAGGAUCAAAUUAUUUGAAGACGGAAAUAAUGAUUAUUUGACUGGAUUUGAUAUUGAGAAUAAUAAUACAAAUUACAAUGUACUUAACAAUAACGGUAAGAAAUGUUUUUUAACAUAUACACUUUAAUUUAAUAAUUUAUUAAUAUCUAAAUUACAGAUUAUUAGAUCAUGAAAUAUAUAUAUAGUGUAUUAGCUUGAUAUUU